Molecule: messenger RNA, 781 nt
Organism: Porites evermanni
Lineage: Eukaryota; Metazoa; Cnidaria; Anthozoa; Scleractinia; Poritidae
Source: the annotation of a GenBank genome assembly
AUGACGGCCCUGCAUGAGGCUGCUGCCAUCGGUGAUGCCCAGGCCCUUGAGUAUCUGCUACUGAGUGGUGAGGAAAAUCCAGACGGAGAGGAUUGGGACUGGGGGAAGAGAACGCCUUUGCACGUGGCAGCUGGGGCGGGGCACGUUGGUUGCGUUGAGAAGCUUCUGGAACAUGGAGCAGAUGGUGAGAUGCGCAUGGCAGGAGGAUGGACACCAGCUCAUUGUGCCGCUGAAUGUGGUAGUUUGGAAAUACUGCAGGCGCUUGUGGCCAAUGGAGUUAGCGUGACGAAAAAUGAUAACACUGGAGACACACCCAAACGAGUGGCUAUGAUUUAUGGACACAAGCAUUGCAUGGAUUUCAUUGAAAGGUUCUAAUUUCUUUUUCUUGUUAAUAGGACACGGCUAUAAAACACCUCUGUCAUUUACUUCCUGACAUGUAUGACUUGAUUCAAUGUAGUUCAGUUAAGUUUAAAUCAGGUUAUAAACGUCCACUAAGUUUUCUCAAUAGAAACAAGGAAAAAACAGUUAACACACUUUGUGUAUAUCUCGUUUUAGAUCUGAAAAACCUACUCGAGAAGGAGAAACAGGUGAAUCAGAGACGAAUUACUUGAGCAGGGCGAACACGCCUUCCACCAACCUCGACACCAUGGAGAGGAUAGAGACCGAGCUGGAGUCUGAGCAAGAAGAGAUCGUCAUCGAAGUCCAAGACACGGAAAAGUGGCCUUACAGCGAGCAAAGAGAACGUAGUCAUAAUUCACGGGUCAAGUUCCUAUUGACAUGA